Funneliformis geosporum is the source of this 477-nucleotide messenger RNA. NCBI's taxonomy places the organism in Eukaryota, Fungi, Glomeromycota, Glomeromycetes, Glomerales, Glomeraceae. The record is from the annotation of a GenBank genome assembly.
AUGGAACGUCUCGUUGUCUUUGAUUUUGAUUGGUCAAUGAUAGAUAAUAAUUCGGAUCCAUGGGUACUUGAGCAAUUAUCAAAAGAACUUGCAAAGAAAAUUGACGAAUUAAAAAGAAAAGUGCAAUGGACUGAUUUAAUGCACAUGUUGUUAGAAGAAUUACAUCAGCAAGGUUUUUCAAGACAGCAAAUUGAGGAUGCAUUGGCAAAGAUUCCAUUUAGUCCGGAUAUGAUUGAAGCGUUAAAAACUAUUAAACGUGGUAAAGGAGAAAUCAUAAUCCUUUCGGAUUCCAAUACAGAAUACAUUGAUAUAAUAUUAAAAGCAUAUGGUGUAAGAGAUUUAAUAUCAAUUAUUAUAAGUAAUCCUGCAAGUUGGGAUGAAAAUGGAAGAUUACAUGUAAAAAGAUUAAUUCCCCCUGAAGAUCCUCCUCAUGGAUGUGAAAAUAAAUGUGCAGAGAAUAUUUGCAAAGAUGUCUAA